Fraxinus pennsylvanica is the source of this 642-nucleotide messenger RNA. Lineage: Eukaryota; Viridiplantae; Streptophyta; Magnoliopsida; Lamiales; Oleaceae. The record is from the annotation of a GenBank genome assembly.
AUGCCUCCCAUGAAGACUGUAGACUUCUUUUGGAAUUGUAUAGGCGAUGAAGUGAAACAGAAAAUCUUCUUCAAACUCUUGUUUAAAAAUAUGCAGUCAGUUAAAUCGCCAGACAGGUUAAUUUGCAACUCAUCUAAUUGGUUGGAGCCUGGGACAUUUGCGUCAUUUCCAGACUUUUUACCCAUAGGACCUCUUCUGGCAAGUAACAGGCUUGGAAAAUCAGCUGGCAACUUCUGGCAACAAGACUCAGCUUGCCUCUCGUGGCUUGAUCAACAACCACGUAAUUCUGUCAUAUAUGUUGCAUUUGGAAGUUUGACGGUGUUUGAUCAGAAUCAAUUCAAAGAACUUGCUCUCAGCCUUGAACUCACCAAAAGACCAUUCCUUUGGGUCGUGCGAGAAAACACAACUGAAGACGUCGACAAUGCAUACCCAAUAGGGUUCCACGAAAGAGUGCACAAUUGGGGGCGGAUGGUGGCUUGGGCACCGCAGCAAAACGUCCUAUCCCAUCCUUCUGUUGCCUGUUUCAUUAGCCAUUGCGAGUUUACAAAUGUGAUUUUGAAGCCAUACUUUACUAAAUGGAGUGCAACUUCCAUUAAGGGAAGCACAUGGCCUUGUCCUGGAAAUGGAAUAAGCAGAACAUGA